Molecule: messenger RNA, 2458 nt
Organism: Calypte anna (Anna's hummingbird)
Lineage: Eukaryota; Metazoa; Chordata; Aves; Apodiformes; Trochilidae
Product: inositol-trisphosphate 3-kinase B
Exons: 8
Coding region: 514-2340 (608 amino acids)
Biological process (GO): inositol phosphate biosynthetic process
Cellular component (GO): cytoplasm; nucleus
Molecular function (GO): inositol-1,4,5-trisphosphate 3-kinase activity; inositol tetrakisphosphate kinase activity
Source: RefSeq, a predicted model, not a curated record
CUCCCUCCGCUCUCCUUCUCCUCCUCGCCUCUCCUCUCCCUCUCCUCCUCCUACCACUCCGCCUUUCCAGCCUCACCAGAAGCUGGCGUCGGGGCCGCUGGGCAGACCUGGCCUCAGUGCGGAGCCACCCGCGCAGCCUCCGCCGCCGCCGCUGAAGCCUGGAGGGGGAGAGCUCGGCACGACCCGCGCGGGGCGAGGGCAGCCUUUUUGGAUCCGCGGAGAUAGCGGGGCAGCCCGCCGCGCACAGCGCCCGCAGAGAUGGUUUCUGAAGAGCCCCGCAGCCGCCGGCGCGCCACGGCCUUGCCAGGCUGCGCGCACUGAGGGUGAGCGUCCGUCCGUCCUGCUUCCAGCCCUUCUGUUUUAUGGAGCUGUGUGCUGGGACCAGCCCAUCUCCCCUGCUGCCUCCUGGUGAUGCUGCUGGUCCAGGCAAAGAGAGGUCCUUGCCAGCCUUGUGGAGCCUGAGGGCUGAGGGUGCAGCGGCAGUGGCCCCCCUGUGCACCCUGGCUGACUACUAUGGCCGUGUACUGCUAUGCGCUCAAUAGCUUGGUGAUGAUGAAUACCAACAGUGAGGUGACAAGUAGCAGGAGCGAGACGCCACCUACUCCCACACAAGUGCUGCCCAGAGGCCCAGAAACACCCAGCAGCUGCCACCCGCUUCCCAUCUUCAGCUCAGCCCCUGUACCACCCCACUCUCCAUGCUGUGGCCCCACUUUCCUCUUUCCACCACUCCAGGAGCCCCCACGGCAGCUGGGCAGCCCUGGGGGGCAGCAGGGCAGCUGGGGUGAAGAGGGGCAGCCAGGACCCCCCGCAGCACGGCAACUUCAGCAGGAGCUGCACAAUGACCAGGUGAAUCAGAAAGGGGGUCUCUUUGAGGCACACAUCCAGGCACACAGCUCUGAUGCCCAGCUGCCACAAAGCCCCCAGUCAUCCCAGCUCUGGCUUACCAGCCCCACCUUGCCAGUGGCAGCACUUCGAACUGGAGCCCGACCACGAGCCUACGGGGAGAGUGAGGUGCCCAGUGUUGGUGGGGUGCAAGUCCUGCCAAGCACUGCAGAGACACCAGGGAGGCCUGCGGUGGUGGUCCCUGCAGUAGGGCUGGUGGAGGGCAGCAGCCCCUCGGAGCCAUCAGGGACUGCACCACAGCGAAGCAAGGUGGUAGUCACCCCCACAGGACUUGAAGGCCAGUGCCCAACUGUUGGUGGGAGCAUCCCUGCUGUCAUCAUCACGGACCUGGGUGGCCCAGAGGAGGAGGUGGGUGCUGUGCCCCCCAGCAGCCUGCCUGUCCGGAAGCUGUCAUCAUCCUCAGCCUCUUCCACUGGCUUCUCUUCAUCCUGGGAGGAGUCUGAGGAGGACAUCUCCAGUGAUCCUGAGCGCACGCUGGACCAGACACCAGCCUUCCUACAGACCCUGGACCAUCAGAAGCCCCGAGUGAGCAAAUCAUGGCGGAAGAUCAAGAAUAUGGUACAGUGGUCCCCAUUUGUGAUGUCUUUCAAGAAGAAGUACCCUUGGAUCCAGCUAGCAGGGCAUGCAGGUAGUUUCAAGGCUGCGGCCAAUGGCCGGAUACUGAAGAAGCACUGUGAGUCAGAGCAGCGCUGCCUCAACCGUCUCAUGAAUGAUGUCCUAAAGCCCUAUGUUCCUGCCUACCACGGGGAUGUUGUGAAGGAUGGUGAGCGAUACAACCAGAUGGAAGACCUGCUGGCUGAGUUUGACUCCCCCUGUGUUAUGGACUGCAAAAUGGGAGUCAGGACAUACUUAGAGGAGGAGCUGAUAAAGGCCCGGAAGAAGCCAAGCCUGAGGAAGGACAUGUACCAGAAAAUGAUUGAGGUGGACCCUGAUGCCCCCACCGAGGAGGAGAAUGUACUUCGGGCAGUAACCAAGCCCCGCUACAUGCAGUGGAGGGAGACCAUCAGCUCGACCGCCACGCUGGGCUUCAGGAUUGAGGGGAUAAAGAAAGAGGAUGGCACUGUGAACCGUGACUUUAAGAAGACACGGACAAAGGAACAAGUCACUGAAGCCUUCAGGGAGUUCACCAGAGGAAACUGCAAUAUUUUGAACAGUUACCUUAAGCGGUUGAAGGGUAUCCGUGCUACCCUGGAGACAUCCCCAUUCUUCAAGUGCCAUGAGGUAAUUGGAAGCUCCCUCCUCUUCAUUCAUGACAAGAUGGAACAGGCCAAAGUCUGGAUGAUUGACUUUGGCAAAACCACCCCACUGCCGGAGGGACAAGUUCUCCAGCACAAUGUGCCAUGGGUGGAAGGGAACAGAGAGGAUGGCUACCUCUGGGGUCUGGACAACCUCAUUCAAAUCCUGACAGAGUUGUCCCAGAGAGAAGACUUGCAUUGAAACCACACAUCUGGCUCUGCCACUAUCCUCAGUCUGCCCUGGCUGACUCUUCUGAACUGCACUACAAGACACUUUCCAGCCCUUGCCCUUCCCAUUUAAAAGCUAUACUCUCCCUAUU